Messenger RNA from Carica papaya (papaya), 2446 nucleotides. Its product is annotated as protein kinase family protein / protein phosphatase 2C (PP2C) family protein. Lineage: Eukaryota; Viridiplantae; Streptophyta; Magnoliopsida; Brassicales; Caricaceae. The record is from RefSeq and is a predicted model, not a curated record. Gene Ontology annotation, biological process: protein dephosphorylation; protein phosphorylation. Gene Ontology annotation, molecular function: protein serine/threonine kinase activity; protein serine/threonine phosphatase activity; ATP binding.
AUUGCUGCUGGGACAACCUCCAUUUCUCCGCACUAUUCAGUCAUUCAUUCAUCGUCCUCUUCUUUGUUUGAUUACAGUGGAGAGACUAGACCGAAAGAUAUAGGAAACGAUGGGGCUAGAAAUUAUGGAGCCAAACACUUGCAUAAGAGGUUGCUGCAGCAGCAAAACCAUUCCUCUUCACCUCCGUCCGUCGUCGUACACUCUACUUUCCCCAAUUGCAAGAGGGGCGGAGAGUGUGGUGUAUGAAGCGAUUCUGGAUGGGAGAAAAGUCGCUGCGAAGAAGCCUAUCUUGUCUACUUCAGAUGAUCUUGACAAGUUCCAUAAGGAGUUGCAGCUUUUAUGCAAGCUAGAUCACCCUGGAAUAGCUACACUGGUUGCUGCACAUGCGAAGCCACCCAAUUACUUGUUUUUCUUUGAAUUCUAUGAGUCUGGCAAUCUUGCAGAGAAAUUACACAUUGAAGAAUGGACCCCCAGCAUUGGUCAAGUGCUCAUGAUCACAAUCCAGCUAGCAAAGGCAUUGCAAUACCUUCAUAAACAUGGGAUUGUACAUAGGGAUGUGAAACCAGCAAAUGUUCUUCUUGACAAGAGCCUUCAUCCACAUUUAGCAGACUUUGGUUUGGCGGAAUACAAGAGUGAUCUUAAACGAGUUUCUGUUGAUAGUUGGAGAUCAGCUGGCAAGCCAACUGGUGGUUUCCACAAGAAGCACAUGGUUGGCACUCUUAUUUACAUGGCGCCUGAAAUAUUGAGGAAAGAAAUACAUACUGAAAAAUCAGAUGUCUACAGUUUUGGGAUAUCAAUCAAUGAGCUUCUCACUGGGAUCGUCCCAUAUACAGAUCUUCGUGCAGAAGCUCAGGCUCACACAGUUCUAGAGAUGAACUAUACAGAGCAGCAACUUACUGCUGCUGUGGUUUCUGCUCGAUUACGACCUGCUCUAGCUGGUCUUGAGUCAUCUGCACCGGAAAGUUUACUUUCCUUGAUACAGAAAUGCUGGGAGGGAGAUCCUCGAAAGAGACCGUCUUUUGAUGACAUAGUUUCAGAACUGGAUACAGUAUUGGAACACCAAAAGAUAGGGGAAGAAGAUAAUAUGGCCCUCCACCAACUUUCUAUUUCUCUUGGUGACCAGCUGAGGGAUUCCAUAGAAAAUCGUCAUAUCUGUCACAAUGCCAUUACUUGGUUCAAGCAAGGAGAAGAGUUCUCCAAGCAAGCUUCCCUGACUGCUGAUUCUCGUCUGAAAUUUUGGUUUGAUCCUUCCAGUGAUCCUUUGACUUACCAUCCUGUACUUUCUUGUGGAUCUUUUGCAACAUGUGGGAGAAGGGAAAAUAUGGAGGAUACUCACUUCCUCAUGCCCUACAUGGGCAAUGAACAGGAUAUUCAUCUAUUUGGAAUCUUUGAUGGCCAUAGAGGUGCAGCAGCUGCAGAGUUUUCUGUUCGUCUCUUACCUGGGCUCCUGCAAAGUUUGGUUUCCACUAUCAGUCCUGCUGAUGCGCUAUCAGAAGCAUUUGUUAGAACAGAUGUUGCAUUCAGAAAUGAACUGGAUUCCCAUCGCCAAUCCAAGAGAAUUACUCAGAAAGAUUGGCAUCCUGGCUGCACUGCAAUUGCUGCUCUAAUAGUUAGAAACAAGCUUUUUGUUGCUAAUGCUGGUGAUUGUAGGGCAAUUUUGUGUCGUGCUGGCUGCUCAUUUGCUUUAAGUAAGGAUCAUGUUGCAAGCUGUCCGGAGGAGAGGGAGCGUGUAGUCAGUGCAGGUGGACAAGUCAAAUGGCAAGUUGAUACAUGGAGGGUUGGUCCGGCUGCUCUCCAGGUUACCCGCUCCAUUGGCGAUGAUGAUCUGAAGCCAGCUGUAACUGCAGAACCUGAGACAACUGAAACUAUACUAUCAGCCGAUGAUGAAUUCCUGGUGAUGGCAAGUGAUGGUCUCUGGGAUGUUCUGAGCAAUACAGAGGUUAUAGGCAUAAUUAGAGAUACUGUCAAGGAGCCUGCAAUGUGCUCAAAGAGGUUGGCAACAGAAGCAGCAGAACGUGGGAGCAAAGAUAACAUUACCGUCAUUGUGGUCUUUUUACGCCCUGUUUCUACAGCAGAGAGAAUUUACUAGGUCAUUCUCUAACCUACCUGUGCACAACCCUAGUUGUUCCUAUUGUAAAUUGGUGGGAGUGGAGGUAUGUGGAAAAACUUUCAUACCUAUCAUUCUUUACUGCUUCAUGCAGGACUUAAAUAUAUUUUCUUUUAAUAUAUCUUCUAAUACUCCUUUUAUAGUUUUAGAUGAAAUAUUGAUAGAUCUGAUUCUCCCAUUCGGUUCCUGCUGAAGCUGGAAUUUAAUUAACUGAUAUAUCUUUCUUUUCAUAUCUUCUAUGACUCCUUUUAUAAUUUUGAGAUAAUGUAUUGAUAGAUCCGAUUCCCGAUUCCCGUUCGGUUGACUCGGAAGAAAUUCUAAGGUGCUAAAGUUCCUGUA